CAAGAAAUAUAUAUACAAGGAGCCCUUCCCCCGGGGAACUGCAUUCCUCACUCGUCCCAACUCUACCGUCGAUCCCUAACAAAGGGAUAAUCCCCUCCCCUCUCCCCUCUUUCUAGCAGCUUAGACCCUCUCAAAAGAGCUACGUUGUUCUCCCUCCCAGUCCUCGCAUCUUCGAGCGUCCUACACCCUGAUCACCACAGCACUCCAAAAACUUGUGUUCAUUCCACGAAAUACACGCGUUUCCCAACAUUCUCUCCAUCGAUUCAGACACGAAAUCCUCCACCCGACCGCCCAGUCCAUUCCUUGCAACCAUCCCCACGGACUUCAAAGAACCAACGACGUGCUUUAACACUCAUCCAGGACUAUCAAAACCUGAUACGCACAUAUUUCGUAGCCCGUUUGAAUAUACCCACCUCUCCACACCAUACACCAUCACAAUGGCUCAACAUCACCAUGUCCGCGUCUUCAUUUGCAUCUGGCUUGCAUGCCUUGCAGUCCUCAACCAGUCCGUCUUCGCUGCGGAUACUGUUAUUCAGGAUGGAGUUCCCAUGAAGUCUAUCCCUAUUCACCUGAUGCCCCGUUCGUACGCUGGUCGUAAACGAACACUUGGAAGAUUUCAGCCCAAGAACACCAUCGAGCUCCGGUUCAUCGAUGCAGAGAAAGGCUCAUACUAUGGCGCCUGCCAUCAUGUCGAUAUGGACGUCGAGCUUAAGUCAGACGAUGGCUCAAAAACAAUUCAAGCCCUGAACCCAUUCGCGUUCCAAAAUGCUGUCAAGUCGAUCUCUUGCUCCGCUGGUUCCUCUCAGCUGCAACUCGAACUGGAUCCUGAGUACGCCCAGCAGGCCCGUCGCUGGAAGUUGUCCCCCGCUACUGUCUUUGGCGUUAUUAUCCCUCAUGACUUUGUCGAUCUCAAGAAGAACAAGGCCUGUUAUGAUGACCUGAGUUCCACGGCAAAGAAGUGGGCUCAAGAUCAUCCCAUGGAGACGGUUGUCAAGUUGGUCAAGAACAUUCAGUUUUUGGACAGCAAGAACCCCAACAUUGUCAGCUUUAGGGUGGUCAGGACUGACGUCUGGUCGCAGAUGAAUCGCGCCCAGUCUGUUAAGAUCGCUCACAAACCAAUGGAUGAGAUGCUUGGUCUCUACUUCCACAAGCGGUCAACUGCAGUAGAGGAUGGACCGAUGUGGGACUAUGAGCACAACUUGGCCUCGGCUACCGAGAAUGUUGCUAGCCAGAUUCCUGCUGACAAUGUUGACGCCAACCUGGACAAUAGUAGCGUGAAGGGCUAUGCUCAGGCAAACAUGGCCUGGAAACAGAUUUGCAUCAAGAACAUCUUCAAUGGCCAGAUGAAAUGCGCCAACUGGGGUAUCUCGGAGUCCAAGAUUUCCGGCAUGACUCAGAUCAACCACCAGGCCCAGCUGAGCGUCAAGAGCAAGUUGUCCGUCUCCACUCUAAACAAUUCGAAGAACAACUCUCAGCCUCUGUUGACCCUUACAAACAUUAAUGUUACGACACCAGGAUUCGACCUCAUGGCUCCCAUUCCGUUGCUUGGCUUCAGUGUCCCUGGUGUCUUUGACAUGGGAGCCAGUAUUGGUCUUGGAGGGUCGGUCUCCCUCGCGGUCCUUGUGCGGGCCACCCAGGAUCUGUUGGUCAACACCGGAAGCACCACCAGCUGCCCAUGGGUCAUUCAAUGGAGUGGUAGCUUCGCCAACUUCCCCACCGUCCAGUUCGGCACCUGUACUAUGCCUGGUACACCCAAGGUUGCCGCUGCCCAGCAAGACGUUCUCAGUCGCAAGAGCUCAGAAACCGCCCUUUACUUUGGGGCUGAUCCAGCGUCGAGCCAUAACGAGAAGCGUGCUCUCACGACUGCUCCUGGAUCACGAGAGACCGCCACCGUUCGCGUCGGCGUUACUGUCUCGCCUUCGUUGGGCAUGGCCCUGAAGGUCUUUGGGUUUACAGCUCUCUCGGCCGGUAUCAGCUCGCCCAUCAGUUUGGGCGUCAACACCUACUGGGACACUGACAAGACUGAGACCUGCCCGGCCAACCAUGUCGCGCUCCAUGCUGAUGGCACUGCUUCGUUGCAGGUCAAUGCAGGGUUCUUUGGAUUCAACAAGGGUAUUCCUCUGGUGCAAGGUCCAACCUUGACUUCGCCAAAAGCCUGCAUCCCUCAUUAACCAAAAAAAAUAAAAAUAAAAAUUAUGUAAAUAAUGAUAAUGCUAUCAAAUAAAGACACGGCCAGUAGAUUAUAACGAUAC
Messenger RNA from Gamsiella multidivaricata, 2252 nucleotides. RefSeq lists its product as uncharacterized. The transcript is spliced from 2 exons. NCBI's taxonomy places the organism in Eukaryota, Fungi, Mortierellomycota, Mortierellomycetes, Mortierellales, Mortierellaceae. Bases 438 to 2171 code for a protein of 577 amino acids. The record is from RefSeq and is a predicted model, not a curated record.